Drosophila santomea is the source of this 1973-nucleotide messenger RNA. RefSeq names its product mitogen-activated protein kinase ERK-A (gene rl). Lineage: Eukaryota; Metazoa; Arthropoda; Insecta; Diptera; Drosophilidae. Gene Ontology annotation, biological process: protein phosphorylation; intracellular signal transduction. Gene Ontology annotation, cellular component: nucleus; cytoplasm. The transcript has 8 exons. The record is from RefSeq and is a predicted model, not a curated record. The coding region runs from base 124 to 1254 and encodes 376 amino acids. Gene Ontology annotation, molecular function: ATP binding; MAP kinase activity.
GUUUUUCAUGAUUCACACCGUCGAUUUUGAUAAAUCUUAUUUACGCGUUUGUCUUUAGAGUGAAUUAGAAGUUGAUUUAUUUAUUCAUCACUGAAUUUAAAAACUUUAGAAAAAACGUUAGAGAUGGAGGAAUUUAAUUCAAACGGAUCAGUGGUUAACGGUACGGGAUCUAUGGAAGUUCCUCAAUCUAAUGCUGAAGUUAUAAGGGGACAAAUAUUUGAAGUGGGUCCUAGGUAUAUUAAACUCGCCUAUAUAGGUGAAGGAGCUUAUGGAAUGGUUGUGUCUGCAGAUGACACGGUAACUAACCAAAGAGUUGCAAUAAAAAAAAUAUCGCCGUUUGAACAUCAAACUUACUGUCAAAGGACUCUCAGAGAAAUAACCAUAUUGACGAGAUUUAAACAUGAAAACAUUAUUGAUAUUCGUGAUAUUCUUCGGGUUGAUAGCAUAGACCAAAUGAGAGAUGUUUAUAUUGUACAGUGUUUAAUGGAGACUGAUUUGUAUAAAUUACUUAAAACACAGAGGCUUAGUAAUGAUCACAUCUGUUACUUUUUAUAUCAGAUAUUGCGUGGACUUAAAUAUAUCCAUUCAGCAAACGUCUUGCAUCGGGACUUAAAGCCAAGUAAUUUACUGUUAAACAAGACGUGCGACCUAAAAAUUUGCGACUUUGGAUUGGCUCGUAUUGCAGAUCCCGAGCAUGACCAUACUGGCUUUCUCACAGAAUACGUUGCUACUCGGUGGUAUAGAGCACCUGAAAUUAUGCUUAACUCAAAAGGAUACACUAAAUCAAUUGACAUGUGGUCCGUUGGCUGCAUUUUGGCUGAAAUGUUAAGUAAUCGGCCAAUAUUCCCUGGAAAACAUUAUCUGGAUCAACUUAACCAUAUUCUUGGCGUGUUGGGGUCGCCGUCCCGGGACGAUUUAGAAUGUAUUAUUAACGAAAAGGCACGGAACUAUUUGGAGUCUUUACCAUUUAAGCCAAAUGUACCUUGGGCGAAACUUUUUCCAAAUGCUGAUGCGUUGGCUUUAGACCUUCUUGGGAAAAUGUUAACAUUUAACCCUCAUAAACGGAUUCCUGUCGAGGAAGCUCUUGCACAUCCCUAUUUAGAGCAGUAUUAUGAUCCUGGAGAUGAGCCUGUUGCUGAAGUGCCAUUUCGGAUUAAUAUGGAAAAUGAUGACAUUUCUCGAGAUGCUUUAAAAUCAUUGAUUUUCGAAGAAACUUUAAAAUUUAAGGAGCGACAACCAGAAAAUGCGCUUUAGGCUUUAAGAGUUUAAGUAUAUAGUAAAAACAAUUGCUCCAUUAGGGUAACUUUUAUCGUAAUUUUCUCAGAUCUCAGAUUAGGGCUUUUAACAAAAAGCUUGCUAAAAUGAGACAUCCUCCGAUUCUUACAAUUUUCACUUACGUGUGAAUAUGAAAAAUGGCCCUAAAUAUUCUCUAAAGAUAGGAACUAAAACUAUGUGUGAUGUUCGUAAAAUGCAUUAAUUUUUUUAUUUAUUUUAAAAAUAACUAAUAUUUAGGUUACCUGAUGUAAAGAACGUGUAUAAUAUUGGGAUAUUAACGUCGUAAUAUUUAAGAUCUAUAAAAAAGUUUACCAAAACAAUGAAUUUAAACAUUUAAGUUUUGUUGAGGGGCAGUUGCUUUGUUUAAAUAAAAGUUCUAAAAUAAAAUAAUUUAGACGAUCAAAAAUAUAAAAAAAUAACUCGAUUGUGGCAAACUAAAUACGCUCUUUUUGAUUUAAUAUUCAUAAUCAAUAUAACAUUUUUUAAUUAUAUUAAUAAGAUAUUCGAAUCACGUCACUUUUUCCAAAUUCCAUUAAGUACAUCAAAUUAUAAAAAAGUAUUUAUGACCAGCUGGCCGCUUUUAAAAAAUAAUAAAGUUUUUAUCAUAAUUUAAUGUGAUUUAUUAAGACUAGCAGGGAAAGCCCUUCUUCGAUGUUUAAGUGAUUAGGCUAAUCCACAUUUCUAAAUAUGCCAUAAAA